Messenger RNA from Paramuricea clavata, 3695 nucleotides. The record is from the annotation of a GenBank genome assembly. Lineage: Eukaryota; Metazoa; Cnidaria; Anthozoa; Malacalcyonacea; Plexauridae.
UAUAGGCACUGAUGUUACUCUUCCAAGUUAUGGACUCGAGGUAUGUUGCCUUGUUAGAAACGAUUCUUCAUUGCACUUACUCUAGAUCUUCUUCCGUGAAAUUUAAUUUUUUGUUUUAAAAUUAAUUUAACUUCUUCAAAAGAAUAAAAGUGAUGAAAUCUGUUCUUUUUAGACAGUCAAUAUCUGAUCGUUAUUACCAAGCUUUGUACGCGAAACUUCUUGACCCACACCUAAGGCUGUCUUCCAAACAGGUGGGAAUGUUUUAACAACAAAUAAUAAAUAUUACACGAGACAAAUUUACAAACAGACCUCGAUAGAUUUCUUAUGUUUUACACGAACGACUUUUAUGCCUGCUUUCAGUGUCAUGGGAAUCUGCAUGUACUGUACACUCAGUCAAGUCAUGUUUAUGUGUAAUUUCUAUUUAAAGGCAAUGUUCCUGAAUGUUAUAUACAAGUCUUUAAAAAUCGAUACUUCAUUAAAAAGAGUUAAAGUAAGUUCUGCACCUUAAUUUAUAUAUUUUUUCAUAUGUUCUCUCCUGUAUUUUGCUGCGUUGUGUCAGAUUUAAAACAUAGCGUAAUCAUGCACAAUGGAAUUAGACUUUUCCCAAAAGAGAUCACAGUGCAUUCUGGGAUCGUUUGGAGGGACAAAAUAUAUGGUGACAGGCUCAAAUAUGUGAAAGAGUAGAAGUAUCUACUAUCAAAUAUCAACUUUUUAGACGACCAAAAAUGAUAUACUGUAUUUCCUUUUUACAUUAAACAUUUAAUUUAAAGGUGAUCUACAGUCCGAUCUGCGCAUGUGCACAAAUGAGCCCACUUUUUAUGAUGCAAACAGUUCAACUAUGUUUUGAGUUCUUGAAAAGCCUGAUUGUUGUUUCUUGAUCAUUUAUUAUACUCUAGAAGCUUGAAAAUAUAAAUAGUUGUCGAAUAAAGCUCAAUAUUUUGGACACAAAAAAUGUAAACAAAGGCUUUGUUUACAUACGGACUGUAGAUCACCUUUAAAUGUGUGCUGCUAUAUUUCUUGUCCCUCUAACAUGGAAUUCGCGCGACUAUACCAAGGACUUUGCGAAAUGGCUAAUAGCGGAUAAUUAAUAAAAACAUUUAUUUGAUUAGAUUUUUGUGAUAUCCAUUAUUAUCAAGGUCGAAGCAAGUGUUAUUUGAAUUCGAGACAUCACAAAAACCGAAUUCAAUAACUGUUUUAUUAUACAUUGCAUUUUCAUUAACUCUUUCGACAAUUAAUGAUUUGACGUGAAAAACAACGCUUGGCCCUCAAAAAAAGCAGUGAAACUGUUUAAAAUGUUACAAUAACAGCAUAAAAUAAAGAAAACUCAUUUAUCUGCUAGAGUUCCGAUAAAAAUGUCAAGAACGUCUGCAUAGAAAACUGCACCAAAACGCGGUUCGUUGAUGUUGUUUUUUAUUGUUUUUAUUCGUGUAUUUGAAACUGCCGCUUUCUAUAAAAUUACAUACCGCUGGCUCAAGCUACACAUAACUCCGUUAUCUGCUAGCAGAUACAGUACAAUAACUGUGUUAUGUGUAGGUUGCUUAAUUUCCAUGGAUACAACUGCCCCAGUUGGGGUCUGGGGCGGUUGUAUCCCUCCCACCGGGAAGAGGCAGGGUGGAACCCGCGGUUCAUGGGUGAAGGCCCCGAAAGCUAAUCGAUUUUAGCCUUUGCAAGCCUUCAGAACAGUUCAAAAUUGCUUUGAGUUAAUAUUUAAUAUAACGGACUUAAGAUGGCGAAAGUGUGGAUUUUCGAGAAUUCGCCUCGACAUUUACCGAAAUGUUUCUUUAAUUUAGGCUUUUGUAAAACGUCUUCUCCAAGUGUGUUCGACCCAACCGCCUGCCUUUGUAUGUGGAGUGUUGUAUUUAUUAUCAGAGGUACGAAAAAAAACACAGCACCAUAUAAUUGUAUUUGUCAACGGUGCUUGUAUUGAACUCUUUUAUCAUACGUAACUGAACUCGAUGUUUUAGAUUGGAAAAGUAAAACCUGGGAUAAAAAGUCUGGUCACGCAACCUGAGGUACUGCUAUUACUAUUUCAUGAACAACUCUUAUCAAGUUGCUACAAGACUGUCACUCGCAACUUGUUAACAAUUUGUUGAAUUGCAGGACGAUAACAAGUUGUUACAACAACUCGUAACAGUGUGUCGAUUCAACAACCUUGUAGCGAGUUGUCAACAAGCCGUUGACAACUUGUAAACAAGCUGGGAACAAGCAGUGCGAAUACACCCUGAUGACAAGUUGUUGUAACAGCAUUGCUACAAAUCCGUCACAGGCUUCUUACAAGUUCUGUGUGUAAAUUAGCAUUUGCGAUGAUGCGCAAAAUUAUUUCAUUUCAGGAGCUCGACGAGGAAGAACAUUUUACAGAUGUUGUCGACACAACCGAAGAUACCAACAACCCUCCAUCCCCUGCUCAAAAUGACGUCACGAAAGCACCAAACAAUGCCGAUCACGUGACGUCUUCCCACGGUCACGUGUUCGUUGACUCAUCUCGCACGCCUGGUUACCAAGCCAACGCACGAAAUCCGCUGUACAGUGGUGCAGACAGCUCGUGUUUAUGGGAAAUCAUGAAAUUAUCGCGACAUUAUCAUCCGUCCGUCUCCCGCUUUGCUCAAAACAUGUUACAGGUAUGUAUUAGUACAGUAGGCAAUAGUAUCCAUGAUACUACUAGGCACUAUGGAGGUUAUCGUUCCAUGUUUCACGCACCAAUAUAAGUUAGGGUUAGGUAUUAGGGUUAGGGGUUAGGUUAGGGUUAGGUUUAAGGUUAGGGAUAGGGUUAGGGUGUGUAUAUACGUGUAUGGAUUAUUCAGUUAACUUUUCAGUACACUAUAAUAUCCAUUACAUAACGUUUACUAUAUUGGUGCGCGAAACAUGGAACGAUUACCACUAUGGACAAGAGAGAAACCGCUGACUGACAGGGACCGCGGAAGCGGGGGGGGGGAGAUCCAGCUCCCCCCCCUCUCCCAAUAAUUUCCAUGAUACUGAACGCAUAUGGCCCUUUCGUGCUUGGUUUGGGAAAUUGGUAAACAAUAAUGUCUAAUAGUUACGUGCUCAGCUGGCUACAUGGACACAUGACAUUUCCGCAUGGCUGCAGACCUGAACAUAUCUUAUUAUAGCUUUUCUCUUGUAGGGUGAAAAUAUAACAUACGAUGGUGAUCCCUUGUCCGAUUUUACUUUGAUGAGGUAAAAUUAUUUUGGACAAUGAUUGUAAAAUUACUUAAAUUAAAUCAUUCUUCUAUUGUUUCGCCUGUAUUCUAAAAGCUCACUCGCACUCAAUGAGUAGAGGUUCAAUCUGAGCUUCUCUUGAGUGUCAAUGCUGUUUUUGAAUAGCUGGAGGGUGAGUAGUCACAUAGUAAGGUACGACACUAAUCCUCCAGCUAUUCAAAAACAACAUUGACACUCAAGAGAAGCUCAGAUUGAAUUUCCACUCAUUGAGUGUGAGUGAGCUUUUAGAAUACGGGCGUUUGUCUUAAAAUGUCUUGAAAUAGUGACUUGAAUUAAAACAGCUAACAUGCAGUGUUAAACAUUUCAUUGUUAGAUUUCUGGAUAGAUUUGUGUACAAGAAUCCAAAAAAGAAAGAUCAAGGUACUAUUUACUGGAUUUACUGUAUGCGUGAUGACUGUCUGACUGGUCGUAUUAGAUAAAUGAAAUUUUUAUUGAUAUCUUUUUAUCUUUGUUUAGACCAUGGCGGUUCACUUAUGCAG